Molecule: messenger RNA, 1393 nt
Organism: Brienomyrus brachyistius
Lineage: Eukaryota; Metazoa; Chordata; Actinopteri; Osteoglossiformes; Mormyridae
Gene: spata6l
Product: spermatogenesis associated 6-like
Exons: 12
Coding region: 17-1114 (365 amino acids)
Biological process (GO): spermatogenesis
Molecular function (GO): myosin light chain binding
Source: RefSeq, a predicted model, not a curated record
AUAUAUAAUACUGAGGAUGUCUCAAAAUGCUGUCAGGGUUGUCAUUGACCUGCAUCUCCGAUCGGUGACCUGCCCUGGUGUCUUUCUGGCGCAAAAAGAUGACCUCUACCUUAGUGUGUGCCUCAUGAAUCAAUAUAAGAAGACCGAAUGCCAUUCUCCGGUCUUCCCCAUUGUGUUUCAAGAAAGAAUGAGAUUUGACAAGGUGUUCAAACAUGUUCACGACCCCGCGGAUGUUUCCGAGCUCCUAGAAUGUGAGAGGGUGAAAAUUGAACUGAUCCAGCUGAUUCCCCCAGUGGGCGAGCUAUUGGCUCACUUCGAGGCGGACGCCAGGAGUUUUCUCUUCCCCGAGCCCAAGCUGGUUCCACCCUCUUCGGGUGUGGACAGAGACGUUCUUAUGACACGGUCCCCAGUCUUUCCCGGCAUUGCACCAAGACUGGAAUUUUCAACCAGGACCUCCAUUCGAGAGUGCCCUAGCACGGCAGAGAACAAUUUUUACCCAAACAUUCUCUUGAGGGCAGCAGCAGGCAAACCAAAAGGCAGGAAAUGUCCACUGUUGAGAGGCAGGUCACCUCCAAGGCUGGGCUCACUGGGUGCGAGGAGAGGGCCCCCCCGAGGUUGUGUGGGCUUCAGGCCCCGCUCCCUGUCCCUCGGUGCCCAUGGGGUGCUGGAGAGAAGCCAGCAGGACACACAGACUCAGUGUCACUUAGCUCUCCCAGGGGGUUUGUGCAGGGAUGAUUCCCAGCUCAAAGAAUACUAUGCUAGCUGUCAGCGACCCCUAAAUGGUCAGCAUUCUGCGUCGCCUAACCACCAAUCAGCAGGUAUGAUGGCUCAGCAGAGGAGCCCUACUCCAUGGCUCCAAGAUCAGGGAAAUGGAAAUCAAAGUCAUUCAUUUAGCUGGGACACAGUGGAAUAUGACUCUUCCUCAUCAAGGGAUCUGUAUGAGCACGUUCUGCGGAACACAAAAAGGUCCCCAGAAGGCUGGGAUGAAGUUCACCAGCGUGUGCGUGGACUCCUCACCACCUCACGAGCCUUGCACCGACUGACCUGCGGUGCCACUGACUUGGAGGUUGACGAGGUGCUGGCCAGGAGGUCCAUCUCACCAUGUCGCCUCUAAGCGGUGGAAGAGGAAAUUGGAGGCUGUCGAUCUUGGAAACGUGCCAUUAUAUCUGGCUUAUUAUGAUUUGGUGUAAACAAGAGAAAACGGCAGAGAUUCCCCAAAAAUCACGCAAGAUGAUUUUCUGUUAUUCAUUGAAGGGAUUUAUAUAUUGCUUGUGAAUGUGUGAAAUGUAUGUGACCAUUUCAGUUCAUGUUUUACAGAAAGUGAUCAAUAUAAACUUUUAAAUCUGCUCUUUAACUAUACUUCCAGUAUUUAAAAAAAAAAAAAAGGUUUGAA